Molecule: messenger RNA, 1225 nt
Organism: Daktulosphaira vitifoliae (grape phylloxera)
Lineage: Eukaryota; Metazoa; Arthropoda; Insecta; Hemiptera; Phylloxeridae
Product: vacuolar protein sorting-associated protein 26C
Exons: 7
Coding region: 177-1067 (296 amino acids)
Biological process (GO): intracellular protein transport
Cellular component (GO): endosome
Source: RefSeq, a predicted model, not a curated record
AUUACGUAUUAUAUAUACUUUGCUCCAUAAAAUAUUAAAAAUGUAGCUAAAUUAUCAUCUUUCUGAUAACUUUAUCAGUUUACGGUAGUAUAAUGUUAUCAUCAUGACUAUUAAAUACAGAAAAAUGAUUUAAAAAUUUGACCAACUAUCCAUCCAAAAUUUUAUUAACUAAUGCAAUGGCUAUACAAUUGGACAUCUUGCUCAAGAGACCGAAUAAAAUUUAUCACGAAGGAGAAACUAUAUGUGGCAUUAUAAGCAUAAAAACUCCAACUGAAAUUAAACAUGAAGGUAUUUCACUAUCAAUUGAAGGUUUUGUUGAUUUGCAAAUUAGCUCACAAAAUGUGGGUACAUUUGAUGCUUUUUACAAUUCAGUCAAACCUAUACAGUUGAUGUUAUUUAACUUGGAUAUUGCUCGACCUGGACGUUUGCCAUCUGGGCGUACAGAAAUUUCUUUUGAAGCGCCAGUUAAACCACUUACCAAUAAAGUACUGUAUGAAUCAUAUCAUGGGGUCUUCAUUAAUGUUCAAUAUCUACUCAAGGCAUUAAUUCAAAGAAAUUUUCUUAACAAAGACGUUCGCAAAUCACUUGAAUUUAUUGUUGAAAAUAGACCACGUACAGAUACAAUAAUGACUAAAGUGGACAAGUUUGUAAUCAAUCAAAAUACCUUGGCAAACGUUAAUGAUUGUUCCAAUAUUCCAAAAUUUCACAUAAUUGGUACUAUAGAUUCAGUAAUAUGUUCAAUCUUAAAACCAUUCAAAGGAGAAUUAAAAAUUGAACACUCAGAUAUUCCAAUAAAGUCAAUAGAUGUUCAAUUAGUCCGUGUUGAAACUUGUGGAUGUGCUGAAGGUUUCUCUAAAGACUGUACAGAAAUUCAAAAUAUUCAAAUAGCUGAAGGCAAUGUAGCCACAGGAAUUUCAAUACCUAUUUUUAUGGUUUUUCCAAGAUUAUUUUCAUGUUCAACUACUAAAACAGCUAAUUUUAAAAUCGAAUUUGAAGUGAAUAUUUCAAUUGUAUUUGAAGACGAACAUUUAGUGACAGAAAAUUUUCCAAUAACCAUCAUCAGAUGAUAUAUUUCAUGAAGUCUAAUAGUUUUUUUUGUAUAUAUAUUAUACUUAUAACGUUUACCUAUAAUAUUAAGAUUUUCCAAGUGUUAAUGAUAAAUUGCAUACUAAUUAAAUAGUGUAAUUGUUAUAGUUCUUAAAGAUUAUCAUUGUUAUUUAUUAAA